This is a messenger RNA of Medicago truncatula (barrel medic), 1677 nucleotides long. RefSeq names its product benzyl alcohol O-benzoyltransferase. Bases 143 to 1531 code for a protein of 462 amino acids. The record is from RefSeq and is a predicted model, not a curated record. The transcript has 2 exons. Lineage: Eukaryota; Viridiplantae; Streptophyta; Magnoliopsida; Fabales; Fabaceae.
AACUUGAUCCUUAGAUUCUUCCAUUUUUCAAUUUUUGUGGCCAUGAUAGUUCAGUGUUGUACGUAUCAUUUUCAAAAACUCCAUUUAUAACUCACUCAAAAGAAACACGACACCUAUUAACUCUUCUAUUUUUGUAUAUCAUAUGACUUCUUCAUCACCAUUAUUGUUGACAGUGCGGAGGUGCCAACCAGAGUUGGUGCCACCAGCUGCACCCACUCCUCGCGAAGUUAAACUAUUAUCUGACAUAGAUGAUCAAGAAUGUUUGCGUUUCAAUAUGCCUAUCAUAUUUAUCUAUCGUCACGAACCAUCAAUGGUAAAGAAAGACCCUGUUAAGGUUCUUAAAUGUGCACUCUCAAAAACACUUGUUUAUUACUAUCCACUUGCGGGAAGAAUUAGGGAGGGAGCUAGGGACAAAUUGAUGGUGGAUUGUACUGGUGGUGAAGGUGUCAUGUUCAUUGAAGCUGAAGCUGAUGUAACACUUAAUGAAUUUGGUGAUGCUCUUCAUCCCCCAUUCCCUUGCUUCCAAGAACUCAUAUAUGAUGUUCCAAGCACGAAACAAAUCAUUGAUCAUCCUAUUCUGCUCAUACAGAUCACACGUCUCAAGUGCGGUGGUUUCAUUGUGGGCGUAAACUGGAACCAUGCAAUUGGCGAUGCAACAGGUUUGAAACAAUUCAUGAAUGUCUGGGCAGAAAUGGCUCGAGGAGCACAUCAACCUUCCAUUCAACCAGUAUGGCGCAGAGAGAUCCUAAUGGCUAGAGACCCUCCACGCAUUACUUGCAACCAUCGUGAAUAUGAACAAAUACUUACGUCAAAUAUCAACAAGGAAGAAGAUGCUGCUACUACCAUAGUCCAUCAAUCUUUCUUCUUUACACUUUCUCACAUAGCUGCAAUCCGUCACUUGAUUCCAUUUCACCUUCGUCAAUGCAGUACAUUUGAUCUUAUCACCGCAUGUUUUUGGUGUUGCCGCACAAAAGCAUUGCAGUUAGAGCCAGAUGAAGAAGUACGAAUGAUGUGCAUCGUUAAUGCACGUUCAAGGUUUAGGGCUGACCAUUCGCCACUUGUUGGAUAUUAUGGUAACUGUUUUGCUUUCCCGGCUGCUGUCACCACCGCAGGGAAGCUUUGUGGAAACCCUUUAGGUUAUGCAGUGGAAUUGAUAAGAAAAGCAAAAGCUCAAGUUACAGAAGAAUACAUGCAUUCUUUGGCAGAUCUUAUGGUUAUUAAGGAACGAUGUUUAUUUACAACAGUAAGAUCGUGUGUUGUAUCAGACUUGACUCGUGCUAAGUACGCAGAAGUGAAUUUCGGAUGGGGUGAGGCGGUGUAUGGUGGAGUGGUAAAAGGUGGGGCUGGACCUUUACCUGGAGCAACGUAUAUAAUCCCACAUAAGAAUGCAGAAGGAGAAGAAGGUUUAAUAUUACUAAUUUUCUUAACCUCUGAAGUUAUGAAGAGGUUUGCUGAAGAGUUAGAUAAGAUGUUUGGUAAUCAAAAUCAACCUACAACGAUUGGUCCUAGUUUUGUCAUCUCUACCUUAUAGUUUGCGAUGUUCCAUUAGAUAAGUUAAAUAAAUUUGUUGGCUUAUGGCAAUAUCUGAAAAUGACAGACCAAUUUAUUAUGGUAAUAAGUUAAAACUUUCCACAGUAUGUAGUCAAUAAAAGUUGGUAACUGGGACUUUUGGUGUCA